This is a messenger RNA of Amoebophrya sp. A25, 9025 nucleotides long. Lineage: Eukaryota; Dinophyceae; Syndiniales; Amoebophryaceae. The record is from the annotation of a GenBank genome assembly.
UGAAGAUCGUGAUUUGCAGGAACUAUGCAGAGCUCUUGUAUAUUAAUCACGCGCGAUAAGAUUUGCAAUUCUUGCAUAUAUUUUGUUAAUGUGCUGCUGACGUGAUUCAUAUGCCGAAAUUUGCAUCGUGACGCGACUCUUCGACCCACCACAAGCCGCUGCGGAGGACUGUUUACGCUCUCGCUUCGCAAGACUUCCGUACGUGCAGGGACGACUGAACGAAAAGGACGAUCGCCUGCGUGCGGCUAUCCUUGAUGGUCCCCCGUGCCUGUUGACUGCGCGUGAGUCAGUUGUUGCUGUGUUUUAGUGUGAAGAGUGCAGCUCCUAAACGAACCAGGUCUACAAAGCAGCCGAGUCCAAGCGCAAAAGUUCGAGUUAGGAAGAGGUAGAUCCGUGAAACAGCAGCGGUUGCCAAACAACAUAUUCAAGAAAGCAUACGCCUAAUAGUUGCUGGUGGAUGAUUCCUAUGCAUGCAGAAUAAACUGAUCAAUACUUCCGACGUGGCCGCCAAGAACUACUUCGGCUUCCAAGGACAUGCAAGAAUAACAGGAUCAAGAUCCCACUCACGAGAACAUGCAUAGAAGACGAGAAUACAUUUAUCUUUGAAUUGUCAGGGAUUGUUUAACCUGAUCUCCGACGAGGACCCGAGUAAAAGUUCAAGAGCUAAGAGACGACACCAGGUAGAGAUCCAAUCGCCAGCGAACAACAGGAAUUUCCCUUAGCACCGCAAGAGGAAGAGCCCUAGCGUAAUCAGCGUAUUCGCAGCUGCUGGAUCCUCAGGUGGAGUCAUGGUUCCCGUAGGCGAUAGAGAAGCAGUAGCCUCAUUGCGGCCGAGUGGUGGCCAUGAGCGGGAUGAAGAGAGAAGCGAGAAUCAAGGCCAAAGUGAAUUUGAGUUGCCGCUCAAGAGUCACCAGUCUAUCAGCAAAAUGCAGCAACAGCCCACCGAGCGCAAGCGAGACAAGAUGCGUCACAGUAUUUACGAUAUGGCAUACGUGGCGUGGGAAGCGAGCACAGCCCGCAACCUUCUCCCCGUUGGGUGCUAUUUCCUGCUGGUCUACGCGCUGCUUACUUUUUGCAGGUCUUGUUCGAAAAGUUUAUUUGUAUUGAUGUAGUUUCUACUUGUUGAAAAUCUUUCCAUUCAGUUCGAUGUGUUUGGUAGUUGAGAAGUACUAGCAAGCUUCCGCAGCACCAAGUAUCCGUCAUAGAUACAUUGUCUGAUGUCUUCAACUUUUUUUUCUUGCUUUCUGUAACUGCCUUCUCGUUGUCCACUUUUGAAUGUGAUCCUGCUCGGACGAAACCAACCUCAAAUAAUACUCCUGCUGCCCUGACAGGUAUGUGGAAUUUGACCUGUGGAAAUUCCUCAUCAAAAAACGUUACCGAAACACAAUCUACAUGUGGUUUUUACACUGCUUUAUCGCGGUUGUGACAUGCAAGUAUUACUUCAACCGGCGAGUCCGAGAUGUCCUGAAGGGCUGGGUUCGUUUUUGUGUCGUUCUCGAGCGCAAUGAAUACCCAUCCGAAAGACAUCAGGAAGGUGCUGACUCGAGUACAAAGGCGCCUCAAGAUUCUACUUGCGUGCCCUCAUCUGUUGACGACACGAUGAUGGAGCAACAGGACGUCGAGCACCUAUCUCGAGUGUCCAGUAGCGCGUCGCUAGUGUCUUCGUCUGCAUCAGGAGCCGCGUCUUCCGCCAGUUCAAUCAUGAUGAGGGUAAAUGAAGAUGAGCAAGGUGUGAAAGGACAACAAGAUCAUGGUGCCGAUAGUGACGACGCGAGCGUAAAGAAAGUGACGCGGAUCAAUUUUUUUGCCGCGGUGCACAUGCUCUGCAUCCUAACCUGCAUUCAGUGGACUUUCGUGAUUGUUGUGUUUGCAACUACUGUCACGAUCGUUCCUCUGUAUUGGUUUCUGGUAGAUCAAGUUUGGUACGCUGUGUCGUGGUUCUGUAGAAGGACAAUUGCGAAAAUGAGGAGGGUAGGAGAAGCUGAACGUGAAGUAGAAGCACCAAGGGAGUCAGGCGUCCUUGGACACAGUGACGAAAGACAGGUAAACAUGCGUGCUGCAGAAGUUUCUCAUGAUAUAAAUCAAAAUUUUUUAUUGGCUCGAUCCCGUCCGUGAAACAUAAGAAGUUCUUAUUAAGAACCAUAAUUGGACGACUCAUCGAGGAUAGAAGCGUCUUGGAAAUUAUUGGGUCUGAUCUCUAUACGUACUUCUUGAACAACUAUGCAUUAUUAUUAUACGGCCAUCGUAGCUGGAGGAAUAUAAUGACAGAGAGACUUUGACUUUCUGCUCUAUUACCAAUCCGCAGGUUGUCGUCGACUACCCGGCGAGCACGAAAGCUCUGUGGAUGACCGAGGAAACGCAGAGGUUGUUGAAACUCCAAAAUCGUACCUUGCCUACGAAGCGAUUGAGAAUUUUGUUGGUGUGCGAGUAUGCGCCCUGUGAAUUUCAUGGUAUGGCUGUGAGGCUCAAAAAUUUGGUAAAAGAACUGAGCAAGCACCACGAUGUGCGCAUUUUGACAUCACGGUCAAAGGAGCAGCUGCAGAAAGAGGGCUUUAACGAUAUUGCAACUAUUGAGCUGUACCGCGAAAUGGGCGUCUGCUUGCAAAACAUGUGGAAUCCGGGAAACAAAGUGGUAUCAAUUGAUAUAUUAUAAAUAUUAUACGACAUGAUCACAGAUUUUCCAGCACAACAUCUCCCACGUGACAUCGGUGACACCUCCAAGCUUUUUGAUGAUGUUGAAGUCGAUGUUUCUUGUAAGUAAGUACUACUACUAGCAAAAAGUAUGUACUGUUUUUUCGACAUCUUUACUCUUGUCAGUGGAUAUCUCCGAACCUCGGACUAGUGGAGAGCUUUUUCGAUUUCACGCCUGACGUAGUCCACAUAUUCUACCCCUGCGUGGUUGGUCUGCCGAUCUUUCUUCUUUCGCACCUGCUCGAUGUACCAAUCUACUGUUCGCAUCAUGUCGACAUGUCCUAUUACAUGGACAAGUAUUUUACGUUUGCGCUGUGGCAACGCAUGUCGCACUGGUGGUUUUCCUGGUCCGUCCGACUGCCGGCAUACAUUUUCGCAGAUAUCAACGUCGCACCCACGAACAACGCUUUGGACAAAGAGUUUGACAUCCUCUACCGAAACAAGGUCUUCCAAAAAUUUCUCUCCUUCUGCCGCAAUAUGGGCUGCAUGGCGCUGCCGGAUGAGAGUUGUGUCUACUUAAGGAUCAGUCUCAUUUUGUUCAUGCCGAAUACGGAACGUGAACGCAGAAGUGCAACUCGCUUUCAGUUUUUCGUUUACCACUAACACUAACUUGCUCUUCACUAGACUGUAAACAAUCGCACACAUUGACUUGCAUGGACUACAUGUGGCUAAUGUCCACAAAUUUCUUGGCUCUAAUGUUCAACUCUUGCGAUCACGAGAACACGCAAGGACCUGGACAGUCCUCAUUUGCGCCGACUCUUCAAGGACUCGACGCAACAGAACAACAGGUACUGAUUAGGUAAUGUUUUUGAACUCGAAUUGUUCGGCAUGGGCACUAUCAACAUAAUCACAUGUGUAUAUAUGUUCCAGGGCGCGGGGCGACGGUACCCCCCCCAGCCUACCGUGCGCCCUGGUCCCCUUUUUAAGGCGUCUGCCGGGGGGGAGGCCUCAAAAGGGGGCCCAGUGACCUCCCCCCUCCGCUCCCUAACAGCUGCCUGGCUGUUCCCUAGGGGCCUCCGAUGAUGGUGGGAGGCUUCAAAAGGGGCCCAAGGGACCGCCGGCGCCCCCGUCCAGGUGCCUGCCUGUGCCCUAAGUGCAUCCGUUAGGCUUCUCCGCCGCAGCAGUGCGCCGGCAGCGGAAGGCCUCCGAACUCCGAAGGCGGCAACAGGCGAGGGGCUGGACCCCCUGAGCCGUGCCGCCUGUACCCUCCGGGCCCUUGGUCAUCGGCUUGCUUGCUCUUGCGACGGUGGCCGCCUUCGGCGGCCUUUUACCCCGGAAACCUCCCGCCUGCGAGGGUCAGCAGAGGGCAGGAGGCCCCUCAGGAACACGCUGAGAGGCCCAAGGGGAGGCCCGCGCCAAGUUUUGACGCCUUCCACCACUAGAAUCCGCGAAAAAUACGCGCGGAAAAGCGCGCGCGCGCGCCACCACAGACCAGACCACAGGGGAAAGGGAGGGGGGGCCGUCCGGCCUUGAGUCAUAUAUAAAGACAGCGACUCGCUCCUGCGCCUAGCAGAGGUUGCAUCAACACACCAACAGCAACACUAUGCGGAAUCGGUUGACGGCGAUGACGUGGAUAGCAGUCGUGCAAGUACAACAUCGUCACAAGCUGGGGAGGACUCCCUGGAUGCCGCUGUGGAUGAUUCUCGAGCCCCGUCUCCACUGGUUGAGUCGUGCUUUCGUUCCCGAAGCAGGUCUACGAUUACUUCCUCUCGUCGGGGCAGUUUUAGUAGCACGCCGGAAAACGGAGCGGAUCAGCGGCCAGUAUCUUCUCCAGCACGCGGUGAAGCUGCAGACAGUCCUUCUACUACGAUUUCCGUAAAUGGUACUGUGCGGCCAUCUAUGAUCGCAAGGACGACGAAAAACCUGCAUGAUGUUUUUCUCUGUGUGUCUCAACCUGAAUCCGACGAGCACACUCAGUCAAGAGAGGAGCAUGUUGCACAUCGUACAUCUACCAGUACUCUUGUACCCGGUCCUCGCGCUGAAGCGUACAAACUGCUAACGAGUAGUCUCUUGCGGAAGCUUCCCGAUGAAGCGAUGGAUGACCGCAUGACGGCCAGUACCUACAGUGGACAAUCGAGCAGCAACCAUUCUUGGACCAGUACGGGCAGCUACCUCAAGCGCCUACGACGGGGACCUACAUUCAACUUCUCGGAAUACAUCAUCCCAACUGCAGUGGGCUCCAUUUUUAAAUCCGACACUGAGAGAAAGUGCGACCGAAACAUCAUACGCGCGAACUGCAACAUUCAUGAAGAAGCGAAGAUCAUUCUUAUGGUCCAGAGGGUACCAUACAAAUAAUUUGGAUUCGAAGUGUAGUUGUAGUACGUAGUCUACUUUCUUUCUUCGAUUAAGCCGUCAUAACUCGUCCGUCAAGAGUGAGCUGCAAGCGCAAAUUUGUGUAUAAGUCGCAUUGUAAUUGUUUAUCAGUAUCAUGAGGAUGAGUUCCACUUCUCAAUCAACAUGAAGAUUACAACCUUGAACACCCCGUUUGUUGCAUACCCAUUUCCAGAUCGCACCAGAGAAGCGCGUUGAAAUGGCGAUCCGACAGAUGCCGCAUCUGGUCGGAAAAUACCACUUGGUCAUCGUCGGGAACGGUCCCUCGUAUCGGGAUUGCGUGGGACUGACGCAAGAGCUUUACGGUGCUGAGCGUGACGCUUUCGAAAAGCAUGAUUUCCGUUUUGACAUUUUUGAAGAAGCUGCAAGCGCCGUGCACGUCCUUGAAAAGGAAGCGGAGGAUGCAGUUCGUGGUGAUGCGUGUUGUAACGAGGAAAAAGUCUCCUCGAAGUCAACAACAGCGUCGAGCUCGUCUUCAUCUAGCGAGAUGAAUGAGAACGAAGCACCUGCUUCUACUUCUGCUUUAGCCAGAACAAAGCGAAACGAACUGAACGUGACGUUUCUGGGAAUGCAGAGUAACGAGAAGCUGCCUCUGUUGUACCAGAAUGCGGACUUUUUCCUUAGCUGCGCCGUCUCCGAGACCUUCGGGAUUACUGUGAUCGAGGCUCUCUCGUGCAAUCUGGUUCCGAUCCUCGCCCACUGCCAGGUGUUCGAAGAGCUCUACCAAGCGUCUCCGUUCAUCAGUGAGUGCAUGUUUCACGACGGCGCGCAGCUGCUUAGCACGCUGGAUCGACUGUACACCACCCGCAUCCCAACCGGUGAGGAACUGCGCUACCAACUGCGGGACUCCAUCUACUUCUCCUGGGAUCGAGCAGCGGAGGCGCUGGUAGACCAGUACCGCCAGGUGAUGUGCUUCCGCAAGGCGUUUUCCUGAUGUAAUGAUUAGGAGCUUUUAUGAACAUAGAUGAACUAGAUGAACAUGGCAGAUUUGUCUUCCAUGAAGGAGUAGGGGUUUUUCUAGUAAAGCGGAGUUUUCUCCAUCUCCAUUCAUCUUCGUCUUUCGAUCUUCACAAUUUUUCUGAUCGUGUGGGCGUGACGGUCUAUUUUUUCAGAAAACGGAAAAUCGGACUACGGAGAUGAAGAUGUGACUACUAAGUUUAGUAAGUAGGUGGAUGAAGGGGAUCAUGUUUUUGUUUAGAUGUGCAGCCGGAGGUUCUACUGCUAUUUCUAAUGACUUCUAUUGACGAGAAACUUUUAGUUUUCUGGAUGUAGUUGGCUCGCCAUGCCGUGCUCUUGAUUAGAGUACGGCGAUGGACAUAGAGCAGGAUAAAAGUAGGCCAAUAUCAAGCUCAAAAAUGAAGUGAUUAGAGACAGCGGGGACGGGUGUCUUCUCGUCUCGUGUGUAGAAUCGCCUUGUAGGUUUGCAUAGACCUGCAGCGAACACCGUACCAGCUACUCAUGUGCAGAGUUUUUGGUCAGGGUCGUCCAACCCUUUGCGUAUAGUUUCCACCGACGAACAUUGUAAUCCUAAUCGGACUUGGUUCUUAUUUAUUACUAUUGCCGAGGACAUAGAUUACAAUAAAGCGACAGUCGUCCGAAGAGCGACAUCUUUUACAUAUAAUUUCAAAUCACAGAAGCUGAGGUACAUUAAGAUUCCCGAUAGACCUAGGUAUUGGCUUCCGAUAACUGCUAUAUGAAAUUGUCGACAUGAUCCUUUGCAACCAGCGAACACCACGUAGUCAUGAUCUAGCCAAUGCUGUUUACCAUUUUGAAACAAAAUUGUUUUCGAUUGUGUAUUUAUCUUUGGGAACAAAUGCAAAGGAUCAGAGCAUAAAACGAGUCGCGAACAACACCAGGCAACUACGAGCCGUCUUCCAGAGCUUUAUUUACAAGGUAUCGCACAUGCUAACUUAGUGGUGCGAAGCGAACCGCGUAUUUCCACAAUCUUCAGGAAAACAUAAAAUCAUCUAGGUAUAUCGCAUGGGGUGCUCGACUCAUAAUAUUAUUGGGGGCCUCAAUUUAAACUUAUGAAUAUUAGAACACAACUAGCAGUAUACCAGGGCAGGCCGGCGCAGGACGACUACUAAUACCACUACGCAAGAAAUAGCAUAGAAGGAAAGAAGAUAAUGCACGCGACCCGCCGCACUGAAACUAUUGACUUGCGCCGUCCUGGGUCGAUUUUCCUAGCACUGGGAAAGUCCUCGUCUAAUUUGAUUUUCUUCGCUUCUUCAGCAAGCGCGUCUGGAUUCGGCGCACGCGGUGGGGACAAUGUCGCUCCCUCAUAUCGCUCCCCAGCGUAGAGGUGCGGCAGUCGCAGCUGCGGGGAGGACACCGGACAACACUGGGGUUACCCUUUCGACGUUCUCGGAAUACAAAAAAAUCUGAUUGAUCGGCUGACCUUCAUUCAGUUUUUGCAGCGACCAAUAUGAUUUUUUGACGACCUUCGCCCCAACGUGGAUGAUUGAAAUCAGCAUCGUUCAUCUCAAUGCCCUUUCCCUAUACGCGCCGACAUAAUUUCUUCCUUUUGCCCUUUCGUGUACUAGCUUCGCGACGGCGGCGCUUUCCCUCCUUCGCUGUUGUGGGUCUACUAAGUGUUUGUCAAUAGCCAUGCGUCAGCAUAACAUAGGGCCAGAGAAGUCUCGUUGUUAAUAUCUACAAUGACAUAAAAGUAGUCCUCGCAACAAAAAAUGAAUGAAAGAAUGAGGGUAGAUAUCAGGGUUUGCAUGUUAUAAAUAUGAUAAGUUCUAGAAGUACAGAGUCUAUGACGCUGGCGUCGCAAUCUGUAUCGUGAAUCAAAUUGCUCUGUGAAUAAUCACUCUUGUAUUUAGUUUUUUUUUCCUUCUCGUUUACGCCAGAAAUAAUGUGUAGCUGUAGUUUCAAUUUUUCUAUUUGUUAUUGUUUCAUCUGUUCUUCCUGUGGACCUGUGUCGCGUAGGAGUUUCUGCUUCGUGCACGAAGACCAGGGAAGGAGCUAGAUGGCUAUAAGUGGGUCUGUGAAAAUCGCCCAGCGAAGUCGUCAUAUGCUUGGUGAUCUUGACAUCACAUCUUUUGAACAAGAAGCUGGAACGCUGCAGAAGAUUUUUCUAUCGUCUUUGCUGAAAAAGAUACAGGCCUACCUCCAGAUUGUCGGAUCAUUUCGGGAGAAGGAGACUCGACAUCAAGAAAUUGGCUAGCUACAUGUGGAAUAGGCUGUAUGCAUCGCUACUAAGAAUGGCAAUGCACACAGGAAGACAUAAAACUAAGUAAUUAAAGAUCAAGGGAAUACACCAUAGAUUGCCAAUAUUCUUUUAGUUUCACAUAUAUAUAUAUAUAACAAGAUCAAAAAUAGCACCCACGAUCUGCAUCAUGGAAGAACGAAAAGAAUCAAGGCGAGGCGUCAUUAUCUGUAACUAUUUUCAGAGUCGCAUAUUACUAUUAGACUAGGUGGAAGUCGGCUGUCGAUUAACGUUACUCAGGUUGGCUGGUAUGGUCUUGGACUUGGUAUGGUGUAGGGGCGGCCUAUACCAAAAUGAGUUUGUCACUUGAUGAUGACAGAGUAGAGGCAUCUUCACCAAAUUCACCAUCCGAGCCUAAGCAUAACGGCGAAGCCAUAGCCAUCACGAGUUCACAUGUCUUGUAUGCCUCAAAAAUAGUGAGCCGACAAUCGUCGUUGGAGUUUACGAUAAAACAAUAAGUACCGCCAGCAUUUCAGAUGCUUCGAUGAAACUUGAACUUCUUCUUGGGUUGAAAGAAUACAGUAAUGCUACGCUAGCAACAAGAAGGGAGCAUGAAGAUACUUGAAAGAAUACUAGAAAGACUAUGAUACACCAGAACGACGCGCACCACAUUUUUAACGCUUCUUCUAUCAAAAAUGAAUUUUUCCUCAAGAUGAAUCCUCUCGCGAUGACUCUGGUCGAAGGAACGCCCUCUAUGACCACAUGUAUAUCUCCGCUCGUACCGGUUGAAUAGCUCGUUUAGUCAACACAUGCGCAACAACGUACUAAAUCUACUUCAAUAAAGUUCUU